Anopheles marshallii is the source of this 378-nucleotide messenger RNA. RefSeq lists its product as uncharacterized. The transcript has 4 exons. Gene Ontology annotation, molecular function: ion channel inhibitor activity. NCBI's taxonomy places the organism in Eukaryota, Metazoa, Arthropoda, Insecta, Diptera, Culicidae. The record is from RefSeq and is a predicted model, not a curated record. Gene Ontology annotation, cellular component: extracellular region. Bases 1 to 378 code for a protein of 125 amino acids.
AUGAACAAGUGUACGGUGGGAAGACUGUUGAUCUGCCUGCUGGUUGCGUUCAUUGCGGGAGCGCACGGUGCCAGCAACUAUCUGUACGAGUCUGACGAGCGGUACCCGGUACCGUCCAACCUGCUCGAAGGUGCUGAUGACGUCGAGGACAGUGAUCGGGCGAGUCUUACGGAUGACGGGCUGUUAGAAAACUACCUGGAAGGUGGAGCCUCAAAACGAUCAUCCCUGAUCCAGGUCUACCGAAGGGGAUGCAUUCCGCGGGGUGGCAACUGUGACCAUCGGUCUAACGACUGCUGCCACAACAGCUCCUGUCGGUGCAAUCUCUGGGGCUCGAACUGUCGCUGUCAACGUAUGGGUCUGUUCCAGAAAUGGGGAUGA